UAGCCGUGAUCCCGCCCUCAACGCGGAGGCCGCUGGGGGCUGGUCUCUAUGGCAACGGACUGUACACUACCGCAACGGCUCCAGCAGGCUUCUGCUCCAAAGUAAUGGCCAACCCCCAGGCGCAUCAAAGUUUCUCCAAGUCAAGAACAAGUACACAAUCUUCAGGAGGGAUUCCGGAAGCCAAGGGCAUUGAGAAACGCAAGCUUUCUCAGAAACGAAGGACACUGCUAAAAAAGCAGAGAAAGCAGAUUUACUCUCCAUUUGAAAAUCUGAAACACAGCCAGGUGGUGGUGGCGCACGCCUUUGAUUCCAGCACUUGGGAGGCAGAGGCAGUCGGAUUUCUGAGUUCGAGGCCAGCCUGGUCUACAGACCCUUGCAGUUAUCCAUGGGUGGCCACCUGUCACCAUGGCCUACAUACACCAGUGGCCAGACGAUUCUACAUAAAAGAAAGCCCUGUUCAGAUGACAGCCGGAAUCGAGCCAAACCAAGAGUGCAAGGACCCAUGGGUGCUAGUGACAUCUCAGCCCACCAUCCUCUGCAGUAGCUGGCAGCAGCAGCCCCUGAGCAUCUCCAAGCCCAGGUACCUGGAGCAACUAGAGAACUAUCUGCGCAAGGAACUUCUCCUGCUGGACCUGAGCACAGACUCUGCCCAAGAACUGAGGCUGCAGCCUUACAGGGAGAUCUUUGAGUUCUUCAUAGAGGAUUUCAAGACAUACAAGCCAUUGCUAUCCUCCAUCAAGAAUGCAUAUGAGGUGAUGCUGGCCCACCAAAGGGAGAAAAUCCGGUCCCUGGAGCCCCUGAAGGCCAAGCUUGUCACUAUGAACGAGGACUGCAGUGAGAGAGUCCUGGCCAUGAGGGCUGAGGAGAAGUACGAAAUCUCCAUGCUCAAGAAAGAGAAGAUGAACUUGCUAAAACUCAUCGAUAAAAAGAAUGAAGAGAAGAUCUCAUUGCAGAGUGAGGUAACUAAACUGAGGAAGAGCCUGGCUGAGGAGUACCUGCGUUACCUUACGGAACGAGAUGCCCGCAAAAUUCUCAUCGGGGACCUGAAUGAACUGAGGUACCAGCGAGAAGACAUGUCACUAGCCCAGAGCCCAGGUGUUUGGGGAGAAGACCCUGUGAAGCUAACACUGGCACUGAAGAUGACUCGACAAGACCUGACUCGCACACAGAUGGAACUUAACACGAUGAAAGCCAACUUUGGAGAUGUGGUACCCAGGAGAGAUUUCGAAAUGCAAGAGAAGACCAACUUGGAUCUUCAAGAGCAGCUAGAAAGCAUGAGAGCCGACUAUGCAGAAGUCCGAAAGGAACAUGAGCUGCUGCUGCAGUUGCACAUGAGCACACUAAAGGAGCGGGACCAGUUCUAUGCUGAGCUGCAGGAGAUCCAGCGCACCUCCACACCCAGACCUGACUGGACCAAAUGCGAAAGUGUCAUAGCAGGGGGCUCGGAUCGCUGGCUAGUGCUGGCUGAAGGAAAGAAUAGUGACCAGCUGGUGGAUGUGCUCCUGGAGGAAAUAGGCAUGGGUCUGCUUCGGGAGAAAGACUUCUUCCCUGGCCUGGGCUUUGGGGAAUCCAUCCCUCCCUUCCUUCGGUUUGAUGGCCCUGUGAAGAACAAGAAGCCAAGCAAGAAGGAGGUUGUAAAUCUCCUUAAGGAUGCCUGGAAGGAACGUAUUGCAGAGGAGCAGAAAGAGUCAUUUCCAGAUUUCUUCUUCAAUUUCCUGGAGCGUCGCUUUGGGGUCAAUGAUGCCAUGGCCUGGGCUUACACCAUUUUUGAAAAUAUCAAGCUCUUUCGUUCCAGUGAGAUCAUGAGUCAGUUCUAUGCAGUAUUGAUGGGAAAGAAUUUGGAGAGUGUAUAUAUCAAUCAAAAAGAGACAAUGUCCCAUCUGCUGAAGGAGUUGAUAAGUGUUGACAGUCAGAACGAGGGGUCAAUCACUAUGGAACAACUCAGCACCGUCCUCAGGACAACCUUUCCUCUCAAGAAGGAAGAGCAGAUUCAGGAGCUGAUGGAGGCAGCAGGCUGGGGUCCAGACAGCAGCAACUCAGACAUGCUAAACUACCGAUUAUUGUUUGGUGAGGAUGAGGAAGGGCAGAGCGAACCACUUGUGCAGAAGCUGUGGGAACAGUAUGAACAUGAGAAAGAAGUGUACUUAGAAGAACUGAAGCAGGAGCUAGGCCUGGAUCCUCUUGAUGAGGUGACCCUACUGAAGAUGCGAGUGACUCUGAUGAACAUCGAUCCCACCAUGGACAAGCAGACUCUGAGUGCCUACUUGAGCCAGGCCUACCAGAUCCCUGCGAUUGAUGUGCCACUGGACGAUGAUGAGAAGCAGGGGAUAAUUUCGAUAAAGGUUGAGACUGCAUUUGAUCGACUUAAGAUGGCAGACACGAAGCGUGUAGGACCUCGAGAGCCAGAGCCAGCAAGCUAGAGCCCCCACGAGCAACAGAAAUACUCCAAUGUUGCUAACCUUCUUCUAGUAUAAAAUUCUUUAAUUAAAUCA
This is a messenger RNA of Mastomys coucha (southern multimammate mouse), 2492 nucleotides long. RefSeq names its product translin associated factor X interacting protein 1 (gene Tsnaxip1). The record is from RefSeq and is a predicted model, not a curated record. The coding region runs from base 105 to 2420 and encodes 771 amino acids. Gene Ontology annotation, cellular component: cytoplasm. The transcript is spliced from 17 exons. NCBI's taxonomy places the organism in Eukaryota, Metazoa, Chordata, Mammalia, Rodentia, Muridae.